Molecule: messenger RNA, 638 nt
Organism: Colossoma macropomum (tambaqui)
Lineage: Eukaryota; Metazoa; Chordata; Actinopteri; Characiformes; Serrasalmidae
Product: CDC42 small effector protein 2-like
Exons: 5
Coding region: 312-539 (75 amino acids)
Biological process (GO): regulation of Rho protein signal transduction
Cellular component (GO): plasma membrane
Molecular function (GO): small GTPase binding
Source: RefSeq, a predicted model, not a curated record
UGGGGGUUUUCGGAUUAGAGGUGUGAAAAGAACAUUUUUUUUUCUGACAGCAGCUUCGAGGAAGUAGCCGAGGGGGCGGUGACCUGCUGAAGCCGCGCGUGUGUGUGAGUGAAUGUAUCUGUGUGUGUGACAGCGCUGGUGAGGAACGCCUGUCUUCAAAACCUUCACCAUAAUCGUCUUCCGGCAGACGGCUGUGGAGGACUGAGCAGGAAGACGAAUAAGACAGACAAAAAGCCUCGUAAUAUUCUGAGGAAGAAGACGAGUGCGUGUCAGGGAGGAAGUAGCUGUAGUUUUAGCCUUUUUAACUCAACAUGACGGAGUUCUGGGUUUGCUUUAGCUGCUGCGUCGCUGAACAGCCCCAGCCGAAGAGGAGGCGGAGGAUAGAUCGGUCGAUGAUUGGAGAACCCACCAACUUUGUUCACAUGACGCACGUGGGCUCGGGGGACAUGGGGAUGGGUUUAGCAGCGGUGGACUCAGUGCAGGCGCAGAUGAAAUCGAAAGGUGGUUAUGGAAACGGCGCACCUGAGAACGCACAGUGACCAGGGGGUGUGUGUGUGUGUGUGUGACCUGCGAGUGUGUGUGUGACCUGCUGAUCUGAACAGCGAGGGAUGCUGGACUAUUAAAAAAAAAACAAAAAA